UGCCCGCCCGUCUUCUCACGCGUCCUCGCGCGCGGCCUCGCGGAUUCCGCGCGAGAGGGAAAAAAAAACGUGCUGCCAGCAGCAGCAGCAGCUCUCGUCCCGUCACGUCGUCGCCUGUCUUCUUCUUCUUCUUCUUCUCUCCUCAGCACCGUGUCGUGUCGUGUGCUUGUUCCGCGUUACAUAUUUCGAGCGUGUGCGUGCAUGCGUGCGAGCGAGCGAGAAACGUUCGAGCCUUAGUUAGUUAGCUGGCCGCUAGAUUCGAUCGGCGAGAGAUUGAACGUACGAACGAGCGUGAAUCACGAGAACGUGCGAAUUGGCAAAUGCGCUCGCGACGCCCCGCGCGCUGAGAGAGCGACCGAGUGUGCCUCGAGAGAGCUUUUAGUUCGAGAAACCGAGAUCCGCACGAGGCCGUCCGAGAGAGAGAGGGAGAUAGAGCUAAGCGAGCGAGCGGGCAGGCAGGCAGGCAGGCAUCUCGUAACGUUAGAUUCAGGGCACAUGGGAUCAUCCGGGCCCGUCUCGAGAUGAACGGUGAUUUCGGGUACGUUUACAUGAAUGGGGACAUCGGGAAGCUGCCACCAGGGGCGGUCUACCCAGCCACCCCUGAACCUCUGGGUCUGCAGGUUGCAGGAGCGAUCGGUGGUGGAGUGCCUAAUAUAGACUACGGAGUCAUGAACGGUGCGCCAAGUGGCAGUGAACUGAUUCUUGAUGCUGGUGUCGGCAGCCAUCUGGAACCAUCUCCCCAACACGCCAUAGGCAUGCAUGGAGGCGCGAUUGGAUACAGUCCGGUGGAUGUUGCUGCUCUGGGCGAUGCUUCUGCCGCUCCGCCACCAUCCGCACCAAUGGCUGAUCUAAAUGUCCCUGGUAUACCCUUGGAACAGCUCAAGCAGAUGCUCUCUUCGCAACUCGAGUACUAUUUCUCCAGAGAGAAUUUAGCCAACGAUACCUAUUUGUUGUCACAAAUGGAUAAUGAUCAGUAUGUGCCGAUAUGGACAGUAGCGAAUUUUAAUCAAGUCAAGAAGCUGACGAAAGAUAUCAAGCUUAUAACGGAGGUGCUGAGGGAGUCUCCCAAUGUGCAAGUGGACGAGGAGGGGCAGAAAGUUAGACCCAAUCACAAACGAUGUAUCGUGAUACUUCGUGAAAUACCAGAUAGUACUCCAUUGGAGGAUGUAAAGAAUUUAUUUUCCGGAGAAGGAUGCCCGAGGCUUAUCUCGUGCGAGUUUGCUCAUAAUAGUUCGUGGUACGUGACGUUUGAAUCCGACGACGAUGCUCAAAAGGCCUAUCGAUUUUUACGCGAGGAAGUUCGAGAAUUUCAGGGAAAGCCAAUAAUGGCGAGAAUUAAAGCUAAACCAAUGAACAGGCUACCGAUACCAACGGUGGCCAAUGUAGGUGGUAUAAAGAAUGGCUACAGAACUCCACCCCCUCCUCCUGUCUACGAUCCGAGCAGUUACACGACUGGACAACAACGUUUUCUCUAUACCAAUGGCACGACCAUGCCUCAAACGAUGCCGGCGUACCCGAACCAGGUUGUUUAUCAUCAACCGUUCUAUCCCGGUAUGAUGCCUUGGGGACCAACUAGUCCCGCUUAUUUCGAUAUGUCCAGUGUUUUUACGAUGAACGGAAUCACACCGCACAACACGUUUACUCGUUCAAACCCAAGAUACACUCCUCGCCACAGAAAUAGACAAAGAAACGGCUCCGACCGAAGCUGCUUGAUAGACCCCGUCAAUCCUAGCAACAAUAGCAACAGCCAUCAUCACCACCACCACCACCAUCACCACCACCAUCAGCCGUCGUCUAUGCCGCCGCUGAGCAAUCGUAGCUCCCAUCCCCCUAUGACCGGCGGCAACGUGUCUCUAAGCUCCACGUCCACCUAUCACGCUUCGAGCCUGCCUUCCUCGAAGCCGCCCACCUCGUCGUCCUCCUCUUCCUAUCAGUCCGGCACAAAGUUCCAUUCGUCGUCGUCCGUCGAGCACGCGAAGGGAUCUUCCUCCUCCUCGUCGUCCUCCGCGCAGGACCAGGACGCGGCGGCCGCGACGGUCGAGUCCUCCUCCACUACCACCGCCGCCACCUCCCUAUCCUCGGCGCCUUCGUUUCCGCGCCACCGUAUCCACCGCAGGACCAAAGAUCAGGACGCGAAGGUGGCUGCGGGAAAUAAUCAUUCGCUGCCGGCGAUCAAGGAGUCCCUGCCGGCGAGCGGAGGCAGCAGUAGUAGCGGCGGUAGCUGUCCAGGUGGCGGUGGCCGCAGCAGCGGCGUCCAGUUUGACCUCGAGGCGGCCGCGUUUCCGCCUCUACCUGGCCUCGAUGCCGAUCACGGCAAAGCGUCUACUGACAUCGGCACCAGCGGCACCGGCACCGUCGAGUCCUCGUCGCAAAAUCGACUGUCCGACGUCGUCAAGGGCACCGCCAAGCUCAAGGCUGUCAUGAAGGAUAAGGAAAGUGCUAGUGGCAACCACCAGCAGCAGCAGCAGCAAUCUCCCCAGCAGCAGCAAACCGCGGCGCCUCCGCAGACUCCAGCGACCGCGACGGCUGUCGCCAGCAGGUCCGCUAGCCCCGGAGCGGAGGUACCGGGAAACGCUGCGUCGUCGACGAACUCGUCGACGAGCGCCGCCGCCGCGCACACCCUUAAUCCGCCGACGACAACGCUGAACAACGAGAACACAUCAUCGCUCGACGCCGCCGCCGCGCUCAGCACCGUCAUCGCGCUCACUCCCCCGUCAUCUCCUGAUAAAUCUAUAAAGACUGACGACUCGAACAUGGUGAACGGUGUGGACGAUCCUGUUGUCGCGCACCUGCCUGCGGCGACAGCGACGAUAACGACGACCACGACGACGACAACGACGACGACGGCGGCGACAACGACGGCGACGACGGACGACGCCGAGCCGAUGUCCAGGUGCGAUUGCAACAACGUCGUCGUCGUCCCUCCUCCUACUACUGCCUCACAGAGCUCUCAAUCGCAGACUGGAGUGGCCUCUGCCUUCCCUAUAGAUCUUACGAGGCCAAGCUAUGCCCAAGUAGCGCAACAUUGUCGUGAGCUACCUUGUACAAAACACAAAACAGACGAGAGGGACAGAAAUGUUUAAAGGCUGCACGUGACGGAAGAGAGGAAGAAGACACACUGUGUAAACGGCGAAGGGCCGACUUCGGAUGUCGCAUUCGAAGAGUAGGAGGCUGCCGAAAUAUAUCUCUACCACGCGACUCGGGAUAUGAAAAACGAACGAUAUUUAGCUGCGCUACGACGUCAUCGCCAUCUUCUCGGGGCCGGGAUCGGAUCGGACGGAAUCAGGAUAUCGGAGCUCGCCAGCUGUAGCUUUCACCUACCUAUCUAUCCUCCCCCCCUGCCUGCCCCCUCCCCUCUCGGAUCGACGCCGUCACGUGCUGCAGGCGCGUGAGGAAGAGAGAACUUUUUACAUUGUACAGUGACGUCUCGCCUACGAUCAACGAUCGGAUUGAUCGACGAAGAUCGGUCAAGAAUGUGAGAGAGAGAAAGAGAGAGAAAUAGUGUGUGUAUGUGUGCGAAUGCGUGUAAUUAUAGUGGCUCAUUUGCGGGCGCUACUAUUAUUAUUACUACAGGGUGAUCGGAGAGUCCCGUGGGACGACGAGAAUUGAUGAUGUUGAUCGCCUUUAAUUUGUUUUUUAAUUGGUCUUUAUUCGUCAAUUUUCGUGAGACGCAAUGAUUGAUUUCGAUUGUAAUUUAUUCGCGAUCGCGGAAGGACUUUAAUAAUGAUAAGGGAGAAGAGACCCGAGAUAUUCUAAGACUCUGAUGAUUUCGAUGAUUAUCCGAGCGGACGGAGAAAGAAAUUUAGAAAAGAAAAAGCGACUAAAGUCCAGGGGAGAAAGAAAAGAACAUGGCUGCGUGCCGUGUUUGUCUGAUAAUAGAAAGAGCUUUGUAAAAAGAGACCUCAUGAUAGGCCGAAUCGCUAUGUUUCGAAGAUCGGGAAAAAAUCGAAAGAUUGUAGGAACGUGUAAAAAUUUAAGUUUAAUGAAAAAAAUCGAUGAUUUGGAUGUUUAUCGACUUGUAAAAAAAAAAAAGACGAGUUUCGGAUAGACGGGAGUUUUCAGUGUAUCUAAUGUUUAAUAAAAUUUAGUUUUCUAAAAAUGUUGCGCCUCUAUAUUGAUCCGAAGUACAUUUCGAUCAUAUAUAUGUAUAUAUAAAUAUAUGCCGUGUUUGUUAAAUAUCUAUAUAUAUAUGUAUAUAUACUCGUUAUUAAUUAAGAAUCUUACGUCUAACUAAGACUUUCUUAUUUGGUAAGAGUUAAGGACUUUUAAUUAAUAACGAGUAUAUAUACAUAUACAGAUUUAAAGAAAAAAAUCU
This is a messenger RNA of Nylanderia fulva, 4315 nucleotides long. RefSeq names its product La-related protein 4B (gene Larp4B). The record is from RefSeq and is a predicted model, not a curated record. Gene Ontology annotation, molecular function: mRNA 3'-UTR binding. Gene Ontology annotation, biological process: positive regulation of translation. NCBI's taxonomy places the organism in Eukaryota, Metazoa, Arthropoda, Insecta, Hymenoptera, Formicidae. Gene Ontology annotation, cellular component: cytosol; cytoplasmic stress granule.